Sardina pilchardus (European sardine) is the source of this 2245-nucleotide messenger RNA. Its product is annotated as polyunsaturated fatty acid lipoxygenase ALOX15B-like. The transcript is spliced from 14 exons. Gene Ontology annotation, molecular function: protein binding; oxidoreductase activity, acting on single donors with incorporation of molecular oxygen, incorporation of two atoms of oxygen; iron ion binding. NCBI's taxonomy places the organism in Eukaryota, Metazoa, Chordata, Actinopteri, Clupeiformes, Clupeidae. The record is from RefSeq and is a predicted model, not a curated record. Gene Ontology annotation, biological process: linoleic acid metabolic process; arachidonate metabolic process; lipoxygenase pathway. Bases 83 to 2161 code for a protein of 692 amino acids.
GUCUUCAGGAGUGGGCUAAAACUCACCCAUUUACACGUAGCAAAGGAAGGAAUAGCCAGUCCACACCUCUUGGAUUGUAAAAAUGUUCCUUUUCAUUUUGUUGUGUUUACAUGUCUCGUCAGGCAACACUGUUAAACAAAAACUAAGCACUGUUAAAGUUAAACCAAUGCUGACCUACACAUUCAAUGUGCACACUGGAGACCGGGCUGUCGCAGGAACCACCAACUGUAUCUUCGUUCGAAUUCACGGGAGUAAAGGUUCAAGUGAGAAUUCAAACCUGAACGGCUGUUCAGACCUUCGGCGGGGAUCGGCACGGCAGUUUCAGCUGAACGUAACCUCUUCAGUGGGAGUUCCCCUGGUCAUGGAGGUGCGGUCUAAGCCUUUUCUCGCCAUGGAUAACCAGUGGUUCUGUGACCGGAUCUCUGUCACUACGCCUGAGGGUGAUGCAUAUGUGUUCCCAUCUUAUCGCUGGCUCGACUCUCACACACGAUUGACUUUGAGAUCUGCCACAGCUAAAUUGAAGUUCAAUGAUGCCAGUCUAGUAACUUACAAUCAGAGGAGGAACCAACUGAGAGAGUCUCGCAAGCAGUUCAGAUGGUGUGUAUACUUGGAAGACUAUCCUCAGACCAUCUGUGCUGAGACAGCGUGGGAUCUCCCUAUUGAGAUCCAGUUCACACCCACCAAGACAACAAAGUUGUUCACCACUCGCUUGGAACAAUUGGCGAUGUUUAAGCAAAAAGGAUUAGCCGAUUCUGCAAGAAAGUGGAACAGCUUCCUUGAACUGGAGAAAAUGGUCCCUGAACGGAAAGGCCACAUCUAUGAGUACGUUCAGAAGCACUGGGACAAGGACGAGUUCUUUGGCUACCAGUUCCUGAACGGCAUCAACCCCAUGCUGAUCCAGCGCUGCUCAGACUUGCCUGAGAACUUCCCGGUCACAGAGGAGAUGGUCAAACACUCCCUGAAUGGAAGCACCUUGAAGGAAGCGAUGAUGGAGGGGAAUAUCUUCCUGGUUGACUACAAGAUGUUGGAUGGGCUGAAGGGGAAUGUGAUCCAUGGCAGACAGCAGUAUGUUGCUGCUCCACUGGUCCUGCUGUAUUGCAGCCCAGAGAAAUUGAUGUUGCCCACUGCCAUACAGUUAAUGCAGGAGGCUGGAAAAGAGAACCCCAUCUUCCUUCCAACUGACUCCGAGCAUGACUGGCUUCUGGCUAAGGUCUACGUCCGAAAUGCGGAUCUCCUUGUUCAAGUUUUUGAUUCUCACAUUACAAGGACUCACACCCUGGCAGAGGUGUUCGGUAUGGCAACAUUACGAAUCCUUCCCACUGUGCACCCGCUCUAUAAGCUCCUCAUUCCCCAUACCAGAGACACAUUCAAUGCCAAUGUCUUUCUACGACAGCGGCUGCUUGUUGAUGGUGGAGACAUUGAAGUGAUUGCAGGACUCAAUGGAGUCUCAUGGCGGAAGUUGAUGAAGCGUGCCGCCUCGUCCCUGACCUACUGCUCCCUCUGUCUGCCUGACGACAUCUCUGAGCGAGGCCUGGAGGACGUCCCCAACUACUACUACAGAGAUGACGGCAUGAAACUGUGGGAUAUCAUCCACAAGUUUGUUAAGGGGGUCUUGGAGAACUACUACACAUCCGACGACUAUGUCCGGAAGGACACCGAGCUACAGAGGUGGAUCAGUGAGAUUUAUGCUAAAGGAUUCCAGGAGAGCACAAGCACAGUACCAAAGUCUUUCAAGACUGUGACGGCACUCGUUAAAUUUGUCACCAUGGUCAUCUUCACCACAUCAGGCCAGCAUGCUGCAGUGCACUCAGGACUGAUGGACUUAGUUGGCUGGAUGCCCAACGCCCCAACUAGCCUCAGUGAGCCCCCUCCCAAGGUGAAAGGCCAGACCACAGAGGAUUCCAUCCUGAAGUCCUUGCCUGAUCAGGCCUCUACUGCGACAUCAUUGCUCGUCCUUGAACUGCUCAAGGAUCAUGCUGAUCCCCCCCUGGGUUAUUUUCCAGAAGAAUGGUUUGGGGAGGAAGUUCCCCGUAAACUCAUCAAGAACUUUCAGAAGGACCUGCACGUGUUUUCGGACCACAUUGAGAAGAGAAACGCCAAACUCAAGCUGCCCUACACCUACCUGAACCCCAAGAAUAUAAAGAACAGUGUAUCCAUCUGAAGAGACUCUCUAAGCCAAUGUUCACAGGGUUACUGGAAUAUGCUGUACUGGAAACAAUAAACUGCUGAAUUCUUUUUUACCUAA